Jaculus jaculus (lesser Egyptian jerboa) is the source of this 4152-nucleotide messenger RNA. RefSeq names its product integrin subunit alpha M (gene Itgam). Gene Ontology annotation, cellular component: integrin complex; external side of plasma membrane. The record is from RefSeq and is a predicted model, not a curated record. Lineage: Eukaryota; Metazoa; Chordata; Mammalia; Rodentia; Dipodidae. Bases 71 to 3532 code for a protein of 1153 amino acids. Gene Ontology annotation, biological process: cell-cell adhesion; integrin-mediated signaling pathway; cell adhesion mediated by integrin. Gene Ontology annotation, molecular function: integrin binding. The transcript is spliced from 30 exons.
CUUGCAGUGGCUCAGUGGUGCCUGCAACUCUGUUGGUCAUACUUCUUCCAGGUUCCUUCUCCUUUCAGCCAUGGCUUUUAAAGUUCUUCUGUUAACAGUCUUGACUUCAUGUCAUGGGUUCAACCUGGACACUGAAAAUCCUGUGAUGUUCCAACAGAGUGCGAGGGGCUUUGGACAGAGUGUGGUCCAGGUUGGUGAAUCCCGGGUGGUUGUUGGAGCCCCCCAGGAGACAAAGGUUGCUAACCAAACAGGUGGCCUGUACCAGUGUGACUACAGCACCAACAGGUGUGAACCCAUCCACCUGCAGGUACCCCCAGAGGCUGUGAAUAUGUCCUUGGGCCUGUCCUUGGCUGCAGCGACCAACCCCUCCCAGUUGCUUGCCUGUGGCCCCACUGUGCACCAAGCAUGUAAGGAGAACAUGUACGUGAAUGGCUUCUGCUUCCUGUUUGGCUCCAACCUGCGGCAGCAGCCUCAGCAGUUCCCACGGUUCCUCAGAGAAUGUCCUCAGCAGGAGAGUGACAUUGCCUUCUUGAUUGAUGGUUCUGGUAGCAUCAACCCCAGUGAUUUUCAGAAGAUGAAGGAGUUUGUCUCAACUGUGAUGGACCAGUUCAGAAAGUCCAAAACCUUGUUCGCCCUGAUGCAGUACUCCGAAGACUUCCGGACUCACUUCACCUUCAGCAAAUUCAAGAAAAACCCUAGCCCAGGGUCACUGGUGACCCCAAUAGAACAGCUGUUUGGGAGGACACACACUGCCACGGGGAUCCACAAAGUAGUAACAGAACUUUUUCAGAGUACCAGUGGAGCCCGAGAGAAUGCUGUUAAGAUCCUAGUUGUCAUCACAGAUGGAGAAAAGUUUGGCGAUCCCUUGGACUAUGUGGAUGUCAUCCCUCAGGCAGACAGAGCUGGGGUCAUUCGCUAUGUCAUUGGGGUCGGAGAUGCCUUCAACAGUGACAGAUCCCGCCAAGAGCUUAAUGCCAUUGCAUCUAAGCCAGCUCGUGAUUAUGUGUUCCGGGUAAACAACUUUGAAGCUCUGAAGACCAUUCAGAGCCAGCUUCAGGAAAAGAUCUUUGCAAUUGAAGGUACACAGACAGGAAGUACCAGCUCCUUUGAGCAUGAGAUGUCACAGGAGGGCUUCAGUGCUGCCAUCACUUCUAAUGGUCUCUUGCUGGGCUCUGUGGGGAGCUUUGACUGGGCAGGUGGAGCCUUUCUCCAUACAUCAAAGGAUGGAGUCACCUUCAUCAACACCACCAGAGUGGAUUCAGACAUGAAUGAUGCUUACCUGGGUUAUGCUUCUGCAGUCAUCUUGAGGAACCGAAUCCAAAGUCUGGUUCUGGGAGCACCUCGGUACCAGCACACUGGCUUGGUGGUGAUGUUCAGACAAAAUUCUGGUAUCUGGGAGCCUCACACUAAUAUCAAAGGCAUCCAGAUUGGCUCCUACUUUGGGGCCUCCUUGUGCUCUGUAGACAUGGAUGGAGAUGGCAGCACUGACCUGAUUCUCAUUGGAGCCCCCCAUUACUACGAUAAGACCCGAGGGGGGCACGUGUCUGUGUGUCCCUUGCCCAAGGGGCAGAGGGCUCGGUGGCAGUGUGAGGCUGUGCUCCGUGGUGAGCAGGGCCACCCCUGGGGCCGCUUUGGGAUGGCUCUGACAGUGCUGGGAGAUGUGAACGGAGACAAGUUGACAGAUGUGGCCAUUGGAGCCCCAGGAGAGCAGGAGAACCGGGGUGCUGUCUACAUUUUUCAUGGGACAUCAGUUGCCAGCAUCAGCCACUCCCAUAGCCAGCGGAUUGCAGGCUCCCAGCUUUCCCCCAGGCUCCAGUACUUUGGUCAAUCCCUGAGUGGGGGCCAGGAUCUCACAAUGGAUGGACUAACAGACUUGACUGUGGGGGCUCAGGGAAACAUACUACUGCUCAGGGCCCGGCCUGUGCUAAGACUUGAGGCCACCAUGAAUUUCACUCCCAGCAAAGUGGCCAGGAGUGUAUUUGAGUGUCAAGAACAGGUGGCAGGAAUCAAAGCUGCUGGGGAGGUCAGAGUCUGCCUCCGUGUCCGCAAGAAGACGCGGGAUCGACUGAGAGAAGGUGAUAUCCAGAGCAUCAUCACUUAUGACCUAGCCCUGGACCACAGCCGGCCCAAGGCCCGUGCCAUCUUUGAAGAGACAAAGAACAGCACACGCAGACAUACACAGACCAUUGGGCUGGCACAGACGUGUGAGACCUUGAAGCUGCAGUUACCGGGUUGUGUGAACAACUCUGUGAACCCCAUUAUCCUGCGACUCAACUAUACUCUGGAGGGGAGGCCCUUGUCCUCUUUUGGUGACCUUCGGCCAGUUCUAGCCAUGGAUGCUCAGAAAUCCUUCACAGCCCUGUUUCCCUUUGAGAAGAAUUGUGGCAAUGACAGCAUUUGCCAGGAUGACCUCAGCAUCACCUUCAGUUUCAUGGGCUUGGAUACUUUGGUGGUGGGAGACUCCCAAGACUUCAACAUAAAGGUGACUGUAAGAAAUGAGGGUGAGGACUCCUAUGGGACUCAAGUCACCAUCUACUUUCCACCUGACUUGGACUUCCGGAAGGCAUCAGUGGUCCAGAACCAGCACUCACAGAGACCUUGGCACCUGGGCUGUGGGUCUAGCUCUUCCCCUGAAGGGCAGAGGACUUUGAACAGCAUCACUUGUAGUAUCAACAAACCCAUCUUCCCUGGUAACUCACAGAUCACCUUUAAUGUCACAUUUAAUGUGGACACUGAUGCUUCCCUUGGACACAAACUGCUCCUCAAGGCCAAUGUGACCAGUGAGAACAACGUGUCCAGGACCCACAAAACUGAGUUCCAACUGGAGCUUCCUGUGAAGUAUGCUGUGCACAUGGUCAUCACCAGCAGUGAGAUUUCUACCAGAUACCUCAACUUCACAGCCUCAGAGAUGAGCAGUCAGUUUAUACAGCAUCAAUAUGAGUUCAAUAACCUCGGCCAGAGAAGCCUCCCAAUCAGUGUGGUUUUCUGGAUUCCUGUGCAGCUGAACCAGGCGUCCAUAUGGGACCACCCCCAGGUCAUCUUCUCCCAGAACCUCUCUAGUGCAUGUCACACUGAAGAGAAAUUACCUCUGCGCUCUGACUUUCUGGAUGAGUUUAAGAAAACUGCUGUGCUGAACUGCUCCAUUGCUGUCUGUAAGAGAAUCCAGUGUGACAUCCCAUUUUUUGGCAUGUGGGAAAAAUUCAGUGUCACCCUCAAAGGCAACCUCUCGUUUGACUGGUAUUCCAAGACUUCCUAUAACCACUUUCUGGUGGUGAGCACAGCCGAGAUCUUGUUUGACAACUCUGUGUUUGCCCUGCUCUCAGGACAGGGGGUAUUUGUGAAGUCCCAGACAGAAACUAAAGUGGAGCCAUACAGAGUUCACAACCUUGUACCACUCAUUGUGGGCAGCUCCAUUGCAGGGCUGGUGCUCCUGGCCCUUAUCACUGCUGGACUGUACAAGCUUGGCUUCUUCAAACGGCAGUAUAAGGACAUGAUGAAUGAAGCUGAUCCUCAAGCAGCCCCACCUCAGUAAUGACCUCAUCUCCAUGGAGUGGCCGCUCCAACAGCAAGCAGGACUUUGGUCAGACCAACAUUCUGGUCUCUAGGCUGCUGGACAGACAGUCCUUUAGGAGACUGGGGAAGUGAUGCCUCAUGCAGGAGAGACCUGUUCAGGUCCUUCGUCUCCCCUCUCCCUCCCUCCCCCCCCCCCUCUUUCUCUGGUUUUAUGAGGCUGGGACAUUUCUUGCAUGUAAGCAAUGGAUUUAUUACAACCUCUUAGGGAGAAGGGGCUUUCUUAAGCUUCCUUGUGUGUGAGGACAUGCUGAUGGGCCCUCUCCUGAGAGAGGCACUGGCAGCCCUUGUGGGUGAGCAAAGGGAAAUGAUAUGGCUGCUGCCCUUGCUGAAGGAAGUGAGACGUCCUUGCAUGGGUGAUCCAUAGAUGUUCAGGAGCUCAAGCAGCCAAUACUAAGAGACAGAAGAAGCCAAGCAAACAACAGAGAAGUGGUAAACAGCUUAUCCAAGUGCAUUUCACACUAGAGCUAAUGGGCCCAAUAAAGAAGUCCAGUGAAAAAUAGCAUUCUCCCUUCACCUAUUCAUUUGUUAUUUAGUGUUACUUUUAACUUUUGAAUCAAUAAACCUGUCCAUAGUCUAAAA